Helianthus annuus (common sunflower) is the source of this 375-nucleotide messenger RNA. RefSeq lists its product as uncharacterized. The record is from RefSeq and is a predicted model, not a curated record. Bases 1 to 375 code for a protein of 124 amino acids. The transcript is spliced from 2 exons. NCBI's taxonomy places the organism in Eukaryota, Viridiplantae, Streptophyta, Magnoliopsida, Asterales, Asteraceae.
AUGAGUAUACAACUUGCCGAUCGACCCGUCAAAUAUCCACAAGGUGUCGCUGAAAAUCUAUUAGUCAAAGUCGAAAAUUUCGUAUUCUCGGCCGACUUUGUCAUACUAGACAUGGAAGAAGAUGCUGAAGUCCCUCUCAUCCUAAGGAGGCCAUUUCUAGCCACAGCACAAGCAGUGGUAGACAUGAAUGACAGAACACUAACAUUGAAGUUUGGGGAAGAGGAAGUAAAGUUUGGGGUUGGGAAAAGUGUAGAAGACGAAGAUCCGGUCCACUACAUGAAGUGGAUGACUUUGAAGAUGCUUGAAUGGUGUAUGUCGGAGAUGAUGCUUGUGGGUUUUGAAAUCGGUUGUGGUUCUAGUGUGGCAAAGGUGUAA